Acipenser ruthenus (sterlet) is the source of this 1111-nucleotide messenger RNA. Its product is annotated as troponin T, slow skeletal muscle-like. The record is from RefSeq and is a predicted model, not a curated record. NCBI's taxonomy places the organism in Eukaryota, Metazoa, Chordata, Actinopteri, Acipenseriformes, Acipenseridae. Gene Ontology annotation, molecular function: troponin T binding; tropomyosin binding. Gene Ontology annotation, cellular component: troponin complex. Gene Ontology annotation, biological process: slow-twitch skeletal muscle fiber contraction; regulation of muscle contraction; sarcomere organization.
AACAAGAAGCUGAACAAGAUGAGGGGGAACAUGAACAACAUGAAGAAGAAGAGGAGAGACCAAGACCAAGACCGACUCCUCCUCAGCUUGCCCCUCCGAAGAUUCCCGAGGGAGACAGAGUGGAUUUCGAUGAUAUUCACAGGAAGCGGAUGGAGAAGGAUUUCGCGGAGCUCCAGACUCUCAUCAAUGCUCACUUUGAGCAGCGCCAGAAAGAGGAGGAAGAGCUGAUCCAACUGAAGGACAGGAUUGAGAAUCGUCGUUCAGAGCGUGCGGCGCAGCAGAGGGUUCGAAGUGAGAAGGAUCGCGAUCGGCAGGUCCGCCUCGCGGAGGAGAGGAAUCGGAAGGAGGAGGAGGAGGCUAAGAAGCGGGCCGAGGACGAAGCGAAGAAGAAGAAGGUCCUGUCCAACAUGGGGGCGCACUUCGGAGGCUUCCUGGCCAAGGCGGAGCAUCGCCGCGGGAAGCGACAGACGGGCCGCGAGAUCAAGAAGAAGACGCUGGCGGAGCGGAAGAGAGCCCUGAACAUCGAGGGCCUGCGGGAGGAGGGGCUCAGGGAGAAGGCGGAGGAGCUGUGGAACUGGAUCCAUCAGCUGGAGUCGGAGAAAUUCGACCUGAUGGAGAAAAUGAUGAAGCAGAAAUACCAGAUAAAUGUCCUUUGCAAUCGCAUCACCCACGCUCAGAAAUUCACUAAGAAAGGCGCUGGUAAAGGGAGGGUUGUGGGAAGAUGGAAGUAAAGCAGAGAGACAGGAGGAGAUCUCCACGUUGCUGUGCCUUCAAAUGCUUUCGAAAGAAGAUUCAAGAGAUUCAACCUCCCCUCCCACUCGCUCUCCAAAUUCCAUUCACUCCGUUAUGUACACCCUCUCCUCUCUCCCUCCCCCUCCCUCUCCCUCUCCCCCUCCCCCUCCUCUCUCUUCCUCAUCCCCUCCUUCCUCCCCUCCUCUCCUCUCUCCCUCCCCAUCUCAUCCUCUCCUCUCUCCCUCCCCCUCAUCCCCUCCUCUCUCUUCCUCAUCCCCUCCUCUCUCCCGUGUGUAUUCAGUGUGUUUUGCUGUUUGAUUCAAUGUAACUCUUCUUCAAGGAGACUUUACUCUGCUCAAUAAAUGUAUAAUCACAUAUA